CGUGAGUCAAUGAGUCAGAACUGUUGGACAAACUUGUCAGUUCACCGGACAGCCUGGCCUGCAGCCUACUAAACAUGAUUCUAUUUCAUCAACGUGUUGUAUUCAAUGAAACUUCUUCUGCCACUUCUUUUUGGUCGGAUUGUUUGAUUACACUCAAGUAAGGUGGUUUUGGAUAAGCAACCUAAUGGAAUAUCUCCCAGGAGUCGCACUUUCAGGAGAGGUUGAACAAGUGGAUGGAAAGCGGGACACCCUCAGCCAGCGCGGCUCAUAAUGGAUGAAACAUUGUCUAUAAAGGGGAAUACAAAUAACUGCAAGCCUCUUUAAAGAGGGAAGACCUGCAAGAUUGACAGAACCUAUUAAGGAGCCAUCUGUAAAAGCACAUCAAGACACAGACGCAUCCAAGAAUGAGGAUCAAAUACACAAUACCCAUUGUCUUCUUUUUGGCCCUCGUUAUCAUUGAGAAAGAAAACAAGAUUAUCUCAAGGGUGUCAGAUAAGCUCGCCUUGAAGCAGACUCCCCAGACCCCUCUGCAGCCCCGUGGUUUCUCCCCCUUACUGCUGAAGCAGAAUGUUUCCUUAUCCCCCCCCAGCAAGGACUUCUUGCUGAUGAAGCGUCGCCUGGAGAACUACAGUGUGCACAAGAAGGUGAGGAAACCGGGCCGGAAGCACAUUCUCCUGCUGGCGACCACCAGGACGGGCUCCUCGUUCGUCGGCGAGUUUUUCAACCAGCAUGGCGACGACAUGUUUUACCUGUUUGAGCCGCUGUGGCACGUGGAGAAGAUGUUGGCCCUGGAGACUGGCGGCACCAACGCUACGGCGGCCACCAAGGCGUACCGCGACGUGCUGCAGCAGCUCUUCCUGUGUGACUUCUCCCUGCUGGAGAGCUUCAUCGACCCCCUCCCAACGGACCACAUCACCACCUCCCUCUUCCGCAGGGAGUCUAGCAGCUCUCUGUGUGAGGAAUCCGUCUGUGGUCCUGUCAUCAAAGGCGUCUUCGAGCGCUACCAUUGCAGAACCAGGCGGUGCGGGCCGCUGAACCUGACCAUGGCGUCCAUGUCCUGUCUCCAAAAGGCGCACAGCGUCAUCAAGUCGGUCAGGGUGCGCCAGCUGGAGAACCUCCGUCCUCUCGCCGAGGACCCACGGCUCAACAUCAGAUUCAUCCAGCUGGUUCGGGAUCCUCGGGCUGUGCUGGCCUCGCGAAUGGUGGCCUUUGCCGCCAGAUACAAGAAUUGGAAGGAGUGGGCCAUGGGUGGGGACGUUCCCAUUGACGACGAUGAGGUGAGGAAGCUGAAAAGCAACUGUGAUAACAUCAGGCUGUCGGCUGAGGUGGGCCUCAGGCAGCCCCCUUGGCUGCGUGGUCGUUACAUGCUGGUGCGGUAUGAGGACAUCGCUCGGUUCCCCAUGAGGAAAGCGGCGGAGAUGUACAAGUUUUCUGGAAUCCCCUUCACUCCACAGGUAAAGUCCUGGAUUCUGAAGAACACCCAGGCUUCGAAAGAGACCAGCGGCGUUUACUCAACGCAAAAAAACUCUUCAGAACAAGUAGAAAAAUGGAGGUUCAGUUUGCCAUUCAAAAUAGCCCAGGUUGUACAGAGAGUGUGUGGGCCGACACUGAAGCUCUUUGGGUACAAGUUCGUCAGCAGUGAAAAGAUGCUGACAAACAAGUCAGUUAGUCUGAUUGAGGAUAAAGUUUUUAAAUUUUACAGACUGAAACAAAGUUGAACUCCCAAUAUGAACACAGGAAAAAUCCGCCAUAUUUAAACCUUCAGCCUUUUUUAAA
This is a messenger RNA of Menidia menidia (Atlantic silverside), 1776 nucleotides long. NCBI's taxonomy places the organism in Eukaryota, Metazoa, Chordata, Actinopteri, Atheriniformes, Atherinopsidae. The record is from the annotation of a GenBank genome assembly.